This is a messenger RNA of Lepus europaeus (European hare), 954 nucleotides long. Its product is annotated as olfactory receptor 1B1. The coding region runs from base 1 to 954 and encodes 317 amino acids. The transcript has a single exon. Lineage: Eukaryota; Metazoa; Chordata; Mammalia; Lagomorpha; Leporidae. Gene Ontology annotation, cellular component: membrane. Gene Ontology annotation, molecular function: G protein-coupled receptor activity; olfactory receptor activity. The record is from RefSeq and is a predicted model, not a curated record. Gene Ontology annotation, biological process: G protein-coupled receptor signaling pathway.
AUGAGCUGUGUUCCUAAUGCUUCACACUCUCCUGUCUUCUUGCUCCGUGGCUUCUCAAGGGCUAGCAUUCCCCAUAACCUCCUCUUCGUCCUGUUCCUGGCUAUUUACCUGAUCACCAUACUGGGGAAUGUGACGCUCGUGCUGCUCAUCUCCCGAGACUCCAAGCUUCAGUCGCCCAUGUAUUAUCUUCUCCGUGGGCUCUUGGUGAUCGACUUGGGGCUAUCUACCGUCACCCUGCCCCAGUUGCUGGCCCAUCUGGUCUCUGAUUACCCAGCCAUUCCUGCUCCCCGUUGCUUGACUCAGUUAUUCUUCUUCUAUGUAUUUGGAGUUACAGAUACACUCGUCAUCGCCGUCAUGGCCCUGGAUCGCUACGUGGCCAUCUGUGACCCUCUGCACUAUGCUGUGGUGAUGAAUCGCCAGCUCUGUGCCCAUUUACUGGCCUUGAGCUGGGUGGUGUCCGUAGUGCACACCAUGCUACACGUGGGACUCCUCCUGCCCCUUUGUUGGGCUGUGGACGCUGGGGGCAAUGUUAGCCUUCCCCACUUCUUUUGUGACCACAGGCCACUUCUGCGAGCCUCUUGCUCUGACACUCACUCCAACGAGCUGGCCAUAUUCUUGGAGGGUGGCUUUCUUAUGCUGGUUCCCUGCACCCUCAUUGUACUCUCCUAUGUCCGAAUUGGGGCUACCAUCAUACGUUUGCCUUCAGCCGCUGGUCGCCGCCGAGCCAUCUCCACCUGUGGGUCCCACCUCACCAUGGUUGGCUUCCUCUAUGGCACCAUCAUUUGGGUCUACUUCCAGCCUCCCUCCCAGAACUCUCGGGAUCAGGACAUGGUGGCUGCCGUCAUGUACACGGCCAUCACCCCUGUGGCCAAUCCCUUUGUGUAUAGCCUCCGCAAUAAGGAUGUCAAGGGUGCACUCCACAGGCUGCUCGGACAAGGGAGGAGGGACGCCUGA